Brenthis ino (lesser marbled fritillary) is the source of this 930-nucleotide messenger RNA. The record is from the annotation of a GenBank genome assembly. NCBI's taxonomy places the organism in Eukaryota, Metazoa, Arthropoda, Insecta, Lepidoptera, Nymphalidae.
AUGACAGCGCGAAACCUGUCCUCCGAGCCCGAGGAUAAUGGCAUGAGGCGUGCGAUAUCUCUCUCGGACCUCGCAGCGAAGCCUGUGCCGGCCCCUAGAGCGCCACAAGCCCCAUCAAAACCGGCACAGCAAAACAAUGCGAACACUACGAAAUCGCCCAGCGGCUUCGUGCGGCCGGCGCCGCGGUACAACACUAAGUCUAACAUGACAAGGAGUUCUAGUGUUGGAGUUUUGAAUAAUCAGAGUGACUCCGAAUCGGACCCUCAACCACCGCGCCAACUGCCCCGCGCGCAGGGGCUCAUGCGGCCCACCAUAUCGUCGGCGAACAAGGCGGCCGCCAACACCGUCCGCCGGAGGAAUGUCACGUCCAAUAACUAUACACAGGCUCGCUCCGAAUCAAGCUCGGAGACGGAAGACACGCAGCGGCCGCGCGCCGCCUCCGUCGACAGGGCUCAGAGGAGAUUGGGGCGCAGCGGCAGCGAGCGAGAUAUAUCGGCGAAGGCGAGAGAAGUCACGGCGCGGCUCACUGCCAACACCAGGCAGAGACAGACGAAACAGGAGACGACGGGGGAUAGUAACUUAACAUCAUCACAGCUAUGUUCGGCGCUGACGGAACAGCUGACGAAAACAGCGAGCAAAGUCGUCCAACUGUACAGGAAAUUGCAAAGCGAUCCGGACUGUACGGACGAUAUUGUUGGAUUAGAAGCUGCAAUAUUGCAAACGCAGAAAGUGUUGAAGAGCGCGGGGGACUUCCCGCUGGUGCAGGAGAGGGCGGGCGAGCACGUGACGCCCAAAGAGUCACCGCCCAAUCCUGCAAUGUCUCUUAUUGAGCAGUACUCGGAUAUCCUCCUCAACAUGAUGCAGAGUAAGAUGGUGAAUCAGUUCUCUCAGAGCCCCCAAAGUCUACCCCCUAACACUCGGGAAGACAGU